Molecule: messenger RNA, 1614 nt
Organism: Hypoxylon fragiforme
Lineage: Eukaryota; Fungi; Ascomycota; Sordariomycetes; Xylariales; Hypoxylaceae
Product: glutathione synthase
Exons: 2
Coding region: 1-1614 (537 amino acids)
Biological process (GO): glutathione biosynthetic process
Cellular component (GO): cytosol
Molecular function (GO): glutathione binding; ATP binding; glutathione synthase activity
Source: RefSeq, a predicted model, not a curated record
AUGGACAGAGUCCGACAGACUGAGAAAGAAACUUCUUAUAGUGUAAUGCCACGGGUUGUUGUGACUCAGUCUGAUAGUUCAGGAGACGACAAGUUGGAAAGAAUCCUGUUUGAGUUAGAAGACUACCAGAUUUCCCAUGGAUCCCUCUUGAAAAUACCCCGUGCUCUCACAGAUCUUGAGUCAGCCGUGGCUGUGGCCCAUCCAAUUGGCGUCAGCGUUGUUCCCACGAGGUUUCCUCGUCUACAUUUUGAACACGCUCAAGAUAUUCAACCAUUUUUCAACGAGCUAUACAUGAGUGUAAGCGAAGAUUAUGACUGGCUUGAAUCCAUUAUUCGUCCGUUGGGAGAGGUGGAUGAACAUGUGGGGAAGCUAUGGUCGAUAUGGGAACGGGUAAGGGAGAAGGGCGAGGUGCAACCAUUGCGGUGCGGAAUUUUCAGGAGUGAUUACAUGCUCCACUACAAUCAAAAGAGUACAGAAGGGCAGCACGGCAUAUAUACGGAUCCAAGUGACCAGGUGGAUCGAUCAGUAUUGGACUCGGAGCUUAAGCAGGUGGAAUUCAACACCUAUUCGUGCGCUGGGGGAACUCACGCCAAUAUCGUGGCAAAUAUGCAUCGCUAUCUCAUACAUAAAGGGGUUCACGAAACCGCUUCUCUCCCAGCAAACAGCUCACUCAUGUCUAUCGUAGAGGCACUAGCUGUCGCACAUCAAGCAUAUGGACCACCAAUAUCGCAGACGUGCCAGGCAGCUAUACUCAUGACGGUACAGCCGAACAAUGUUAAUAUUUGCGAUGAACGGCCUAUUGAGUAUGCCCUGUUGGAGAGAAAGCCCCCUAUUAUGCUCUUUCGUGUUUGUUUUGGUGGUGCAGUCCUACAAAAAUGCAGACUGGGCCCGAAUCGUGAACUACUCUUCCAGCUGACCCCGGAGACCGUGCCUAUCGAGAUUUCGGUUGUGUACCAGCGAGCUGGGUACGACUCUCACGAGUACGACCAAAAAGGAAUCGAUGCUCGCCUCCUGCUCGAGAUUUCGCGCGCAAUCAAGUGCCCGACCAUAUUAUCUCAUAUGGCAGGCUUCAAAAAGGUGCAACAAGCACUCACCAGGCCUGGAGUAUUAGAGCGGUUCUUGAGUUCUGAGAAAGCUGUUGGUACUCUACGUCACACGUUUAUGCCACAGUUUCCCAUGGAUCCACCAGAAGACGGAGACGGUGAUGGAAUAAUGAUUGAAAAAAUAACCCGCGAUAGAAAAGAGGCCACCAAUUACGUUCUGAAGCCAUCGCUCGAAGGAGGGGGGCAUAACAUCUACGGAGCUGACAUCCCGGACUUUCUCGACACGGUCCCGAGAGAAGCGCGAAGCAAAUAUAUCUUGAUGGAAAAAAUACAUCCUAUUCCAAUGCAUGGUGUUUUGGUAUCUCCUGAAUCGACUUUUCAAGGUCCGGUUGUUUCUGAGUUGGGCGUGCUUGGUACAUGUCUAUGGCGACGAAAAGGGGGGUCAGGGGAGAGGCCUCAAAUUUUGGAAAGCUCAGGGGCUGGUUGGACAUUCAAAACAAAAUCCAAACAUGUAGAAGAAAUGAGCGUGGUCAAGGGCUACGGGUGUUUUGACUGUCCAUCCCUCUUCUGA